This is a messenger RNA of Megalops cyprinoides (Indo-Pacific tarpon), 1041 nucleotides long. RefSeq names its product putative GPI-anchored protein pfl2. The transcript is spliced from 8 exons. Bases 39 to 1025 code for a protein of 328 amino acids. NCBI's taxonomy places the organism in Eukaryota, Metazoa, Chordata, Actinopteri, Elopiformes, Megalopidae. The record is from RefSeq and is a predicted model, not a curated record.
UGAGAGCUCCACUCUGUGACCAGCCAUCAGACCGCAGGAUGGACUUUAUUACUGCUGUCAUUGGACUCCUGCUUCUCCUGCACAAUGUUGAAGGACAGACGACUGCUGAUCCAGUUCCUAUGAUUACAACAGCUUCUUCAACGACUUCUCCAUCAACUGAAAGUUUGACAAGCACAACACCCCACCACAGCAGUGUGAUGAACCCAGCUUCAACUACAGCGGCCUCAACGUUGUCUAACAGCAGUGUGAUGAACACAACUUCACCUACAGUGGCCUCAACGUUGUCUAACAGCAGUGUGAUGAACACAACUUCACCUACAGUGGCCUCAACAUUGUCUAACAGCAGUGUGAUAAAUACAACUUCAUCUACAGUGGCCUCAACAUUGUCUAACAGCAGUGCAAUAAACACAACUUCAACUACAGUGUCCUCAACCUUCCCCACUUUCACCACCCCCUCUUAUUCCAGGAAAUGUUCAGCGUAUCCUCCAUUGUGCUGUGCUGGACUCAACAACAGCUGUUACAGAGGGUGCUAUUGUGAUGUAGCCUGCUUACGGUUUCGAGACUGCUGUCCUGACUUCUCCACAACUUGUGUAACAGGCAGCAGUUCCACCAGCACUACACCAAAUCCAGAUGGGCAGAAUGGAACAUCUAUAAAUACAACAGCAUCCCCUGUCAGCAAUGUGACCAGCACUCCACCAUUCCCAUUGAAUACAUAUUCAGGGAAGUGCUCAGAAGAGCCUAAGCUCUGCUGCGUAGGCUCUAAUAUAAACUGUUUCAGAGGGUGCUUUUGUGAUGAGGCCUGCGUGCAGUAUAAUGACUGCUGUCCUGAUUACAUGGGAAUCUGUAAAAAUGAUAUCGAAACUGUGAUCGGCGAACUGAGGGUAUCCCUCCUCACUACAGCUGGCACCAGCGAUCAGACCAUAGAGGCAUCUUUGUACAACGCCACUGUCCGCCUCCAGGCCUACUUAAAGAAUAUAUCCAGCGCCAUUGAAUCCGUGAGAAUCAUCAAAUUUAUCAAGACCUGAGCCUAAUGUACGUGUG